Molecule: messenger RNA, 327 nt
Organism: Lottia gigantea (owl limpet)
Lineage: Eukaryota; Metazoa; Mollusca; Gastropoda; Lottiidae
Exons: 5
Coding region: 1-327 (108 amino acids)
Molecular function (GO): calcium ion binding
Source: RefSeq, a predicted model, not a curated record
AUGUUGAUUACAAACCUUGUACUAUGUUUGCUUUUUGCAUUCAGUUCAGCUUCUCCAAAUCUGUUCGGAACUGGAAGAGUAAGUAAAAUAUCUUAUACAGUUGCUGACAAAAAUUCAGAUGGAAAAUUAGAUCUCAACGAGUUUAAAACAGAGUUAAUGAAAUACAAUUCUGAUAAUACAUUGUCUCAGUCAGAAUUAUCCAACAGUAUCAUACCUUGGUCAUAUUUCCAAUCCAAUGGAGAUGUGUCAAAUUUCUGGAAUGCAUUUCAUACAAUAGAUAAAAAUUAUGAUGGAAGUUUAUCCUUCGAAGAAGCCAGAUAUCCCUAA